CUUAGCUUCUAUUCUUUACUGCAAAUGUUAGAUUUGCCUCAAGUGACACAACUCGUAUUGACUCUACAUUAUCCGAUUCAUGUUAAUGCUGUUGUUGAUUUUACAUUCACGGCAAUAAUUAACUGCUUAGGAAUGAGAUUCAUUGACAUAAAUUCACUCCUUAAGAAAAUUCUACCCAAUAAUAGAAUAACACGGAAUGAAAAAACCUUGCAUUCAACAUACGGCAGAAUAUAUGUUAUAUCGACUGUUUCAAAUGUGCCAUUCAAAAAAUCUGAAGAAAAGAAGCUAAUAAAAGUUCUAAUUCUAAAGAGCCUUUACAAAGAAUUAACAGACAUUUCGGUGGAAGUAAAUCGAAUAUAUCAGAUACAAAUCGUAAUUUUAAUAGCGUCCUUCUUCACUGUUCUGACAGGAUUCUAUUACAUUUCAUUUGCAGGAAUAUUCUUCAAAAAUAUCGAUUUACAUGAACAUUGGUCUGCUAAAGUCAAUGGAUUAUUAUGGUGCAUUGCCUAUUCUUACAGAUUUUAUGACAUUACGAUAACAUGCUCGAGAGUUAGUUCUGAGGCGAUGAAAACAAAAGAAAUUCUAUUUGAAAUAAGAAAUGCGACAGAAGAUGAAGAAUUACAAUGUGAGAUUGAUCAAUUUACCUUGCAAAUAACUCAAUGUCCCCUAGUUUUUACUGCCUGUGGAUUAUUCACUCUAGAUUACAGCUUCUUUGAGAAUUUUAUAGGACGAGUAUUGAUGUAUACCGUGAUACUAAUACAGUUCAGUCCAGAUGUACAAAACCUAUUAUGA
Molecule: messenger RNA, 792 nt
Organism: Leptopilina heterotoma
Lineage: Eukaryota; Metazoa; Arthropoda; Insecta; Hymenoptera; Figitidae
Product: putative gustatory receptor 28b
Exons: 6
Coding region: 25-792 (255 amino acids)
Biological process (GO): sensory perception of taste
Cellular component (GO): dendrite; membrane; neuronal cell body
Source: RefSeq, a predicted model, not a curated record